AAUUUCGCCGCUAGUGCUUGUACUGCAGCCUUGCGAAGCUCAUCCUCGGUACUCCCGGUAUCUUCACUACUCUAUCGGUGCUCUCUGUGAAAAAUGGCUCAACCGGGAAUGCCAAUAUGGGCGGCAGACGACGAGAUCGAGGAGGAUUUCCAGGGCGUCGACCUGAAUAUGGCGAUCGGGAACUAUGGGCAGAACGGGUUGUACGACGAAGUCCAGUCCAGAAUAGAUGAGGCUGCGCUGCUUGCGGUGCAGCAGCAAAUGCAGCAACAGGCCGCCUUUGCGCAGAUCCCGGACCAAGUGAAGCGCUUCAUUGUACACUUCCACCAAGCAGUGCUCAACAACAACUUGGAGGAGAUUACCGUUGCGUAUGAGAGUGGAUGGAAUCGACUGACGGAGAAGUUCUAUGCCAAAACCGAAUGGCCAGAGGCCGAGAUCAUCGCCCCUCUUGUGAACGACGACCCCAUCUUCUUGAUUCUGUACCGGGAGCUUUACUACCGUCACGUCUACUCACGACUGCAACCCAACAUCGAUGACCGUUUCCACUCUUACGAAAACAGCUGCGAGCUCUUCAACUACCUCUUGAACUCGGAUGAACCUGUGACGCUGGAGCUACCGGAGCAAUGGUUGUGGGAUAUCAUCGACGAAUUCAUCUAUCAGUUUCAGUCUUACUGCGUCUGGCGCUCGCGCGUCAAGUCAAAAUCAGACGAGGAGCUAAUCCUGCUUCAAGAAGCAGCCAGCCAAGGAGUCUGGAGCGCAUACAGCGUGCUUAACGUACUGUACUCCCUAAUUCAAAAGUCGAAAAUCAACGAGUACAUCGUGGCCCAGCAGGAAGGCAAAAACGAAGAGGAGAUCGCUGAAAUUGUGGGUGAAUACGGCGUGCGUCCGCUCUACCGGAUGCUGGGCUACUUCAGUAUCAUUGGGCUGCUCCGCGUCCACACGAUGCUCGGUGACUUUACGCUAGCGCUCAAGGUGAUGGAGAACGUUGAGCUGAACCCCAAGGCUCAAUUCACGCGUGUUACGGCCUGCCUGGUCUCGACGUACUAUUACGUUGGCUUCUGCUACAUCAUGCUGAGGAGAUACAUGGAUGCUAUCCGUGGGUACCUCUCGAUAUUGAACUUCAUUCUCCGGAUGCGACAGUAUCACACGCGGAGUUAUCAGUAUGAUCAGAUAAACAAAACGGCGGACCGCAUGUAUGCGCUGUUUGCGGUGUGCAAUGCACUCGCUCCGUCACGGAUAGACGAUAAUAUCCUCAACACGGCGAAGGAGAAGUUCGGGGAACAGUUCACGAAAAUGCAGCGAGGCGAGGAAGGCAUCGCGGCUUUUGAAGAGCUCUUCCUGUAUGCUUGUCCCAAGUUCAUCUCCGCCAACCCGCCGCCGUAUGAUGAUCCGGAUGCGCUCACCGCCUACGUCGACGACCCGCCGACGGAGCCCGCCCAGCGGCACCUCGCGCUCUUCCUUGCCGAUGUUCGCGCACAAGCCCCUGUACCGACGCUCCGCAGCUUCCUCAAGCUGUAUACAUCGUUGGACGCGAGCAAGCUCGCGGGCUUCCUCGACGCGGACGAAGAAGAGAUGGUGCAGCAGAUGAUGGUGAUGAAGCAGGCGAGCCGGUGCGUGAGCCGCGUGGGCGGGGAGAAGGGGCUACUUGAGGGUGCGGUGAGACCGACCAGCGAUCUGGACUUCUCGAUUGACGAGAAUAUGCUCCAUAUGGUGGAAUCGACUGUGGGAAGGAGGUACGCGGGCUGGUUUAUCAGGAGCACGGAGAACGCGCAACGGGUCUUGGAUACGUUGAAGAACAGCCCCUUGGCUAUACCGACUAAGAGCGUGGCUGCAAAUGGCCAGGGCACCGACGGCGCUGCUGAACAGCCGGCAGCACCUAGGGCAGGAGGCCAGAAAGUAGCCUGGGGCGGCGUGAAGGUCGCGUGAGCCGUAUAUUGAGUCCUUGCUCUCAUUUCCACAGUGUUGUAUGUGAGAAUACAUGUAUUGUCCUUGAGCACAGGGUGCAAGUCCAAGAAGUUCUUCCCCUGCCUCGGC
Gloeophyllum trabeum ATCC 11539 is the source of this 2031-nucleotide messenger RNA. RefSeq lists its product as uncharacterized. The record is from RefSeq and is a predicted model, not a curated record. Gene Ontology annotation, cellular component: eukaryotic translation initiation factor 3 complex; cytoplasm. The transcript has 11 exons. Bases 94 to 1923 code for a protein of 609 amino acids. Lineage: Eukaryota; Fungi; Basidiomycota; Agaricomycetes; Gloeophyllales; Gloeophyllaceae. Gene Ontology annotation, molecular function: translation initiation factor activity. Gene Ontology annotation, biological process: translational initiation.